AGUGGGCGGUGAGCUCUGCUCUGGCCCACGCGAGGCGGUGUUGCGCCUGCCGCUCCGCUCCCCGCUGCUCCCCGCCGCUCCCCGCACCCCUUCCCGACAUGUCGCGGCGGCGGCACAGCGACGACAGCGAUGGGCAGCCCCAUAAGAGGCGGAGGACGUCUGAGCCGUCAGAGAUCGAGGAGAGGCUGGAGUCGCUCAUCUGCAGGGUGGGAGAGAAGAGUAAUUCAUCUUUGGAGAGCAACUUGGAGGGCCUAGCUGGUGUUUUGGAAGCUGAUCUACCAAAUUACAAAAGCAAGAUACUGAGAAUACUGUGUACUGUUGCACGUCUGUUACCCGAAAAGCUUACUGUUUACACAACACUGGUUGGGUUGCUGAAUGCCAGGAACUACAAUUUUGGUGGGGAAUUUGUGGAAGCCAUGAUUCGUCAACUUAAAGAAUGUCUGAAAGUCAAUAUGUAUAAUGAAGCUGUGCAUUUAGUUCGUUUUCUCUCUGAUCUUGUGAAUUGCCACGUAAUAGCUGCACCUUCGAUGGUAGCUAUGUUUGAGAACUUUGUGAGUGUGACACAGGAGGAGGACGUGCCCCAAGUACGAUGUGACUGGUAUAUAUUUGCAUUUCUGUCAUCUUUGCCUUGGGUUGGAAAGGAGUUAUAUGAGAAAAAGGAUGCCGAAAUGGAUCGUCUGUUGUCUCAGACAGAAAGCUACUUGAAGCGCCGCCAGAAGAUUCACGUACCCAUGCUGCAAGUGUGGACUGCGGAUAAACCACAUCCACAAGAAGAGUAUUUAGACUGCCUUUGGUCUCAGAUUCAGAAGUUGAAAAAAGACCGUUGGCAAGAACGACACAUUCUGCGGCCCUACUUGGCUUUUGACAGCAUUCUUUGUGAAGCGCUGCAACACAAUCUGCCUCCGUUCACUCCUCCGCCACACACUGAAGGUUCGGUGUACCCAAUGCCAAGGGUUAUUUUUAGGAUGUUUGACUACACAGAUGACCCUGAGGGCCCUGUCAUGCCUGGCAGCCACUCUGUUGAACGAUUUGUAAUAGAAGAGAACCUUCACUGCAUCAUCAAAUCCCACUGGAAGGAGAGAAAGACUUGUGCUGCACAGCUGUUGAGCUAUCCAGGAAAUAACAAGAUCCCCUUGAACUACCACAUAGUAGAGGUGAUAUUUGCUGAAUUGUUUCAGCUUCCAUCUCCACCACACAUUGAAGUCAUGUACACAACGCUUCUGAUUGAGUUGUGCAAACUUCAGCCUGGCUCUUUACCACAAGUUCUUGCACAAGCCACAGAAAUGCUCUACAUGCGCUUGGACACAAUGAAUACAACAUGUGUGGACAGAUUUAUUAACUGGUUUUCUCACCACUUGAGCAAUUUCCAGUUCCGUUGGAGCUGGGAAGAUUGGUCGGAUUGUCUUACUCAGGACCUUGAAAAACCCAAACCCAAAUUUGUGAGAGAGGUUUUGGAAAAGUGCAUGCGACUCUCCUACCAUCAGCGAAUAAUAGACAUUGUUCCUGCAAGUUUUUCUGUCCUCAGUCCUGCUAAUCCAGUUUGCAUUUACAAAUAUGGAGAUGAAAGUAACAGGUCUCUUCCUGGAUAUACUGUGGCACUCUGUUUAACAAUUGCAAUUAAAAAUAAGGCCAGUAAUGAUGAAAUCUUCAGCAUUUUAAAAGAUGUGCCUAAUCCAAACCAGGAUGAUGAUGAUGGUGAAGGAUUUACCUUCAACCCUCUGAAAAUAGAAGUCUUUGUUCAGACUCUGCUCCAUCUAGCUGCAAAGUCUUUCAGCCACUCCUUUAGUGCCCUGGCAAAGUUUCAUGAAGUCUUCAAAACACUUGCUGAAAGUGAUGAAGGGAAGCUCCAUGUUCUGAGGGUUGUAUAUGAGGUUUGGAAGAAUCAUCCACAGAUGAUUGCUGUGCUUGUGGACAAGAUGAUUCGGACACAAAUUGUGGACUGUGCUGCAGUAGCAAACUGGAUCUUCUCUUCAGAACUGGCACAUGAUUUUACUAGGUUUUAUAUCUGGGAGAUACUGCAUUCCACAAUUCGUAAGAUGAAUAAGCAUGUUCUGAAGAUUCACAAAGAAUUGGAGGAGACUAAGGCAAGAUUGGCCAGGCAGCACAAAAGACGAGACAGUGAUGAUGAUGAUGACGACGACGACCGAAGCAGUGAUCGGGAAGAUGGACCGCUAGAAGAGCAGAUAGAGCGCUUGCAGGAGAAAGUGGAGUCUGCCCAGAGCGAGCAAAAGAAUCUCUUCCUUGUUAUAUUCCAGCGUUUCAUUAUGUUGUUAACUGAGCACUUGGUGCGCUGUGAAACUGGUGGAAUUGAUGUAUUUACACCUUGGUACAAGAGCUGUAUAGAGAGGUUGCAGCAGAUCUUCCUACAGCAUCACCAGAUAAUCCAGCAGUACAUGGUGACCCUAGAGAACCUCCUGUUUACAGCUGAACUGGACCACCACAUACUAGCUGUCUUUCAGCAGUUCUGUGCUCUGCAGGCCUGAGGAUUUGUUGACGGGCACAAUCUUGUCUGCAGGACUUUGAUGAAUUUAAUUUUUUUUUUUUUUAACUUGACAUGGGGAUGGAAGAAUAUUUUGACUAAAACUGGCUGUCAUGUGUUCCUAUAUAAAACAGUACCGUACUUUAACAAACUCUGUAAGCAUCAGAAGCCUUACAAGGUAUGACUCAUAGGGGAUAGACAUAAAGUAUGAGUUCUUCUUGUUGUCUUUUAAUUUGGUUUGACUCUUGACUUCAUGAUAGUAUUUCUUCCUUGUUGUUUACAUAAAAAUAAAAAUCAGGCAGACAAAAAAACACCCUCCCAAACAAGCAACCAAACAAAAAACCCUCCAACCAA
Messenger RNA from Cuculus canorus (common cuckoo), 2833 nucleotides. It is a transcript of the gene NCBP1, whose product is annotated as nuclear cap binding protein subunit 1. Gene Ontology annotation, cellular component: nucleus; nuclear cap binding complex. The coding region runs from base 99 to 2483 and encodes 794 amino acids. The transcript has 23 exons. Lineage: Eukaryota; Metazoa; Chordata; Aves; Cuculiformes; Cuculidae. Gene Ontology annotation, molecular function: mRNA binding; protein binding; RNA cap binding. The record is from RefSeq and is a predicted model, not a curated record. Gene Ontology annotation, biological process: regulation of mRNA processing; mRNA export from nucleus; nuclear-transcribed mRNA catabolic process, nonsense-mediated decay.